Ooceraea biroi (clonal raider ant) is the source of this 1683-nucleotide messenger RNA. Its product is annotated as Jumonji domain containing 7. The record is from RefSeq and is a predicted model, not a curated record. Lineage: Eukaryota; Metazoa; Arthropoda; Insecta; Hymenoptera; Formicidae.
AAAUUAAAAUCUCCUAACCUACAUCUCCGUCUGCACUCAUUAAUGUCAACGCGUGAUCUAUGAUCUGCGAGCAAACAUUCCGCUGAUUCGCAUGUGCCGUAUCAUUCCGAAGAAUGUCAAAUCCCCAAGCGAAAAUUCAAGAGGCAUUUCAUGUUCUGUCACAAGAGGCGAAAGAAUUGUACCUGCAAAGCAAAGUCCCAGAGAUAGAUCACGCAACAUUUACACCACUCUCUUUCUAUCGGGAAUACGUCUCCAAAAACAUACCACUAGUCAUAAGAGGAGCAGUGGAACACUGGCCUGCUGUACGCAAAUGGUCUAUACCGUAUCUUCGCGAAGCGCUCGGCGACGAGAAGAUCGUGGUCGCUGUAACACCAAACGGUUACGCAGACGCGAUAGCCAGGAAAGAUGACACCGAGGAAGAAUUUUUCGUGAUGCCUGAGGAGCGCUUACUCACGAUGUCGGAAUUUCUCGAUACACUAGAAAAUACGAGAGAGGACAGUGUAUUCUACAUACAGCAACAGAACUCAAACUUCAUAAACAGCUUUCACAAAUUGUGGUCGGAUACGAAGAUCGAGAUUCCCUGGGCCAACGAGGCGUUUGGAAAGCACCCCGACGCCGUGAACUUUUGGAUGGGAGAUAAAAGAGCUAUAACUUCCAUGCACAAAGAUCCUUAUGAAAAUAUAUAUUGCGUUCUGUCCGGCGAGAAGAACUUCACGUUACAUCCACCUACGGAUUUACCAUGGAUUCCGUACGCGAAUUAUUCGUCCGCCGUUUACAAGGAACGCGAACCUGGGAAGUGGACCAUCGAACGAAUAGUCGAUGAAACAUCUGAUCCGGAAGAAACCGCGAGUUCCACGUUGACACCGUGGAUAUGCAUAGAUCCUCUAAAUCCAGAUUACGAAACGUAUCCAGAGUAUCGUAAUGCACACACUUUAAGAGUCACGCUCAGAGCUGGAGACGUAUUGUAUUUGCCAUCUCUGUGGUUCCAUCACGUGACGCAGUCCCACGCUUGUAUAUCCAUCAAUUAUUGGUACGACAUGGAGUUCGACAUUAAAUACGCAUACUUCAAAGCCCUCGAGACAUUAUGCAAAUAAAUAACAGAUCCCGGUGCAUGCAGUAGACUAAAGAAAUUAUAUUUAUCCGUAUAUUCACUGUCUACAUGUACUAUUUCAUUGCGUUAAUAUAAUCAUGUAUUUAACUACUUGAGGACAUCUAUAUAUAUAUAUAUAUUUUUUUUUGCAAUUGAUACAUUGAUAUAAUCAAUUAAAUUAAAUGCAUAUCUGUACUGCUAUCUGUACUGCAAUCAAUAAUAUAAAGACAUCGUUAUGCAAGUAUAGCAUACGUUAUUGUUUCCACAGUGAAAUCAUCAUUUCACUGUGGCCGCACUUGACGAAACUCACUUCACGAAAGUCGAGUCAGGCCACGUCAUCGUUUCUUCCCGCGAAUACUUUCGGUAGUUGUUCUCGCGUUUUCGCCGCUGUUCCUCCGCCUGCUGUCUGAGCUUUUCUGGAUUCAUGUGCGUCGUCACCAUGUGCCUUGUUAAUGAACUCAUAAACUUGUACGUGAUUCCGCAUACGUUGCAGGAGAGAAUCUCUUCCUUUCCUCCCUGUUGCUGUUUCGCAAAAGAAAUGUGAUUUACAACUCCAUGUAUCGAAAUAAAAUAUAAAGAGGAGCUGCAGAUUA